This is a messenger RNA of Fusarium vanettenii 77-13-4, 1683 nucleotides long. RefSeq lists its product as uncharacterized. Lineage: Eukaryota; Fungi; Ascomycota; Sordariomycetes; Hypocreales; Nectriaceae. The record is from RefSeq and is a predicted model, not a curated record. The coding region runs from base 1 to 1683 and encodes 560 amino acids. The transcript has 3 exons.
AUGCCUUACAUGGAGAAUACCGAGGCUUCAGAGCCCAAGAAGCUCAUUCUCUGCUUUGAUGGCACGGGAAACACCUUCAGUGGCUCCAAUGCCGACACCAAUGUUGUCAAGAUCCUCAGCAAGUUGGAUCGCAACCACCCAGGACAAUACCAUUACUACCAGACUGGUAUUGGCACAUAUGACAUCGGGGAGACAUCCGUCAACAAGUCGUACUUUGGGGAGAUGAAAAGCUCCAUCUCGCAGACCCUCGAUCAGGGAUUCGGUAUGACGUUUGACGCCCAUGUCAUUGCCGGGUACCGCUUCUUGAUGCGUUACUACGAAUCUGACGCCAAGAUCUACAUCUUUGGCUUUAGCCGCGGCGCCUUUACGGCAAAGUUCCUGGCGCGCAUGGUCAACAAGGUCGGCCUCCUGUGCAAGGGCAACGAGGAGAUGGUCCCCUUCGCGUUCCGUCUCUACCAGCGCUACCUGUCUGGUGACAUCCAGGACCGCGUUGACGCACAGGGGAGGUGUGAGGAGGACCACGGUGACACAGACACAGGGUCGGACGCCGAUCCCCUGCUCGCUGGCAACACCAAGGUACACAGAAGUCACACCACUGAGGUUGCCCUGAACGAGAUCACGGCGUUUAGCCAGACCUUUUGCCGCAAGGAAAAGGCCAAGCCCUGCGACGAUGAUGAUGGUGAUGGUGACCAGGAAGAAGACCAAAACAUCAAGGUCUUCUUCCUUGGCAUCUGGGACUGCGUCAACUCUGUCGCUCCUCUCGAGCGCAAGACUCCAGUCCCAGUUCCCGUCACAGGCACAGCUCGCUAUGUGCGUCAUGCCGUCGCCGUCGAUGAGCGACGUGUCAAGUUCAAGCCAGCCCUCCUGGCCCAAGACAUCCGCGUAUCCAAGCACAACCAUGACGAUGAGGACAUCAAGGAAGUCUGGUUCGCUGGCUGCCAUGGUGAUGUAGGUGGCGGCUGGCCCUCAACUGAGGACAACCCCCUUGAUAACAACAAGGCGGAAGACAUGUCCUUCUGGCAGCGCGUCAAGAACUUCUGGACCUCUCGCAAGGCCAAGGAGCCCAGCAAGAACAUCAACGACGACCGCCUGCAGAUGAGUGACAUCCCCCUCGCCUGGAUGAUCCGCGAGGUUGAGCUCGUGGGUGAGAAGGAGCCCGAGGCCGCCGUCAAGUGGUGCGACAGCCUGGAAAAGUUCAAGGCGCACAUCAACAACAAGGAGAACAAGGAACAGGCCCUCAAAGGGUUCAUGCAUGACUCGCUUGCUUUUGGCUACGGCACUGGCUUCUUCAAGGUCUUGAUGUGGAAGUUUAUGGGUAAGCCUUACCACCAUGUCUUUGAGUUCACAACACUAACCUCUGUAGAAUACCUCCCCUUCAUCACUCGUUGGGAGCUGGAGCAAGCGGGCUGGGUCAACGUCCGCUUCCCCCUCAACAAGGGUGCGGCGCGAGACAUUCCCCAGAAAGCGGUCCUUCACGCCUCGUUGGUCAAGCGUCUAAGAGAGGACCCCGACUACUGGCCGACUAACAACCAUGGCUCAGACACUGCUCCCUGCCUCAAGCGUGGCAGCGAUGAGGUUCAGUUCCAGGAGCACAAGGAGAAGAACAAGAAGGAUGAGUGGAUCAAGGUGGUGGAGAGUGACCCUGACCAUCAGACGUAUGACAUUGUGCAUAUUGUCCAGUGA